Molecule: messenger RNA, 1186 nt
Organism: Meriones unguiculatus (Mongolian gerbil)
Lineage: Eukaryota; Metazoa; Chordata; Mammalia; Rodentia; Muridae
Gene: Fth1
Product: ferritin heavy chain 1
Exons: 4
Coding region: 494-1039 (181 amino acids)
Biological process (GO): iron ion transport; intracellular iron ion homeostasis
Cellular component (GO): cytoplasm
Molecular function (GO): ferrous iron binding; ferric iron binding
Source: RefSeq, a predicted model, not a curated record
UAGAGCUUAGGGAUGUUCUGUGGGACUUGAAAAUCAUCCUCAUCGGCACCCUCUGUCCCUCUGGGUCACAGCCACUACAGUAGGGCUGGAUUCAACUACGGCCGCCCCGGGGCACAGAAACAGCCCGCUCGUUGCCAGGGACUGCUCUGGCUGAGUCUCAGGAUCCCUUGCGUAGUCUCACGCAGGCUCCUCCCGCCCUCGCCUUCGGGUCUGGGUAACCCGCUCACCGGAAGAGGCGGGUCUGGGCGGCCCACGGCGCUGAUUGGCCAGGGCGCGCCUGACGCAGGCUCCCGCUAUAAGUGCGGCCCGCUGGCCACCUGCCCCAGACGUUCUCGCCCAGAGUCGCCGCGGUUUCCUGCUUCAACAGUGCUUGAACGGAACCCGGUGCUCGACCCCUCCGACCGCAGCCGGCCGCUCCGAGCCUGAGCCCUUUGCAACCUCGUCGCUCCGCCGCUCCAGCGUCGCCACCGCGCCUCGCCCCGCCGCCGCCGCCAUGACCACCGCGUCUCCCUCGCAAGUGCGCCAGAACUACCACCAGGACUCGGAGGCUGCCAUCAACCGCCAGAUCAACCUGGAGUUGUAUGCCUCCUACGUCUAUCUGUCUAUGUCUUGCUACUUCGACCGGGACGAUGUGGCUCUGAAGAACUUUGCCAAAUACUUUCUCCACCAAUCUCAUGAGGAGAGGGAACACGCCGAGAAACUGAUGAAGCUGCAGAACGAACGAGGUGGCCGGAUCUUCCUGCAGGAUAUCAAGAAACCAGACCGUGAUGACUGGGAGAAUGGGCUGAACGCAAUGGAGUGUGCACUGCACUUGGAAAAGAGUGUGAAUCAGUCACUACUGGAACUUCACAAACUGGCUACUGACAAAAAUGACCCCCAUUUAUGUGACUUCAUUGAGACACAUUACCUGAACGAGCAGGUGAAAUCCAUCAAAGAACUGGGUGACCACGUGACCAACUUGCGCAAGAUGGGCGCCCCUGAAUCUGGCAUGGCAGAGUAUCUCUUUGACAAGCACACCCUGGGACACAGUGAGAGCUAAGCUGAUUUCCCCAAAGCCAUGUGACCUCACUGGUCACUGAGGCAGUGCAUGCAUGUCUGCCUAUAUCUUUUCUAUAAGUCGCACCAAAACAUCUGCUUAAGUUCUUUAGUUUGUACCAUUUCUUCAAAUAAAGAAUUUUGGUACCCA